UCUAAUUGCUCGAUUACGUAUUAGUUAGUUAUCUCAAUUGAAAUCCCUUAUAACACACUCCUUUCGCGACUCAGACUACCUGCAACGCGACGACGCAGCGAGAAGCGCUCACACUUACUCAGGGCAAAAUUUCAAUAGAUAUGACUGUUGUGUAAAUUAACUUGAGACAGUUUAGAGGUGUUCGGUGGGAUGGGACCUCACGCUUUGAGAACUACUUUUUAGCGGUCCAUGAGCUUCCUGGCUCGUUUGGACCAAUCUACGAGCAUGAACUUGUAACACCAAUCGAUCAAUCAUUGGCGGGGACGCCCAUUAAACUCAUUUAACUCAUUUUCCUCUAUAUGAUAUCCUCAUUUUCAUUCCUUUGCAAAAGCUAGCUGCAGCACAUACUAAGCGCCGCAGCGCACAGUUUUUCCAUGGUGACCAUUCGCGAAGCCCUUCUAUCGGUCGUGGGAGAGAAUGCCACCUCCAUCCAGCCAAUUGUGGAGGCUCUCUCCGGGCUAGGCUUCAACGAGCAUGAAGAGGCAGGCACAGCCUUCAGUCUGCUAGAAGCGGACCAAGCGGCAGGCCUCAAUGUUCGGCAACUUUUAGCGCUAAAGUUUGCCAUUCAAGCUGUGGCCGCUGGCCUGGCGAAGGAGAGGGGUUGGGGCCUCCAUGCGUUCAUCAUAGGCCUGGAAGAUCUGGACGACGAGGAGAAGAAGCUUUGCUACGAUGCGCUGGACAAGGAAGGAUUUGGGGCUCCAAAGAAGCGCCGAGCUUUCUUCGCUCUCGACGACGCCGAGCUGCGGGACGUAGGCAUCAGUCCAGCUGCAGUGCGCAAGGUUCUGCGACUGGCGAUGGGCCGCGCGGAGUCUGCGGUUGCCGGGUCGCUGACGGCUGCUGCUGGUGAGCAUCUUUCCACGAGGCUGUUGGGUGGGGAUUGGCAUGCGGUUGGUUGAGACCCGGCAGCAGAAUGGGGCGCAGCGCGUGCCGGCAGUUGGGGACUAGCUGUGGCUGCACCCAGGGCCGCUGCUACAGGAUGCGCCCGGCGCAUGGCCGCCACCAGAGGCUGCGCCCAGGGCAGGACUGCAAAAGGCUGAAGUCUUAACUGCCCUGAUUGGCACCACCAAUCGGGCACUGGGGGCCUUACAGGGGGACACACGAGGUGGCACUAUGCGUGCACUGGCGACCCCACCGGGCAAAGCUCUUCGCUCAGGCCCGGCCGAGGCGGGACAGUGACAGAGCACUGUGAACGGUUCAGAAAGCACCACCAUAUGAUGAAACGACCUGCACGCUGUACGCCAUGCGUCGGGUGUUGCCAGCUUCAGGUUGCUGGUAUCAUGCGCACUGUGCAGUUUUGGGUGUGAGACUGGUGGCUUGGUCAGGGAUUUGCUCACAGGGGUGUUGGCUUGUAGGGUGGAAGAACAGCAGAGGGACCAUUCCGCGCAAGGGGCAUGCUGUUUGGGCUGCAGUUUUGCCAACUCUUGUGCGGUCCUCCGAGCUGUGGAUGUGGACAUGGCUGCUAGAAGGGCCCUUGGCGGCCGGGUGUCAUGCAUAGGCCGAGUACCACCAGCGUUACAAUAGCUAAGCGCGUGUACGCCGGUGUGAUGGGUGGUGUUGAUAAACACCGGCUUUUGAGGGAGGAGUCGCCUAGGCGUUCUUGGCUAGGAACUUCUGGACUUGGGCCCGCCCCUUGCAGGUUUUGCACUCGCCACAGCAGCAGGUGAUUUUGGCCCGCCCUCAAAUGGCCCGCCCUCGCCCACACAAAGGACCGCAUAGUAACGGGGUUGUGCUCGCCGUUCCUGUCGGCGCGGGCCUGCCAGGCGAGCGUGGGAAGGAACUUCGUCACAACCUCGGCGUCCAGGGCCACCAGCUGCUCGUCAUUAGGGAUCAGCAUCAUGGUAUGGUGUCUAGAGUAGUGUCUUUGAUUGCGGAGGGAUUCCCACCCUCAAAUUUCCGCCAGAACACUCCGAAGCGUCCGAACGCAGCCCGCACCAUCCAAGACAAUGCCGAGACGCACCUGCGCACACGUGCCCGGGCACCCCCGACCUUCCCAAGCGCCACCCGAGCUGCUCCCACCUCCCCCCCCUGAAUUGCUCCGGGGGCAUGCGUCAGCAUCCCAUCAUGUUUCGGCAAACAUCUGAUCCCCUGGCCGCUUGUGCCUUCUUGUUGCCUCACCCCGCACUGCAGUUGCAC
Messenger RNA from Chlamydomonas reinhardtii, 2172 nucleotides. RefSeq lists its product as uncharacterized. The transcript has 4 exons. Bases 414 to 935 code for a protein of 173 amino acids. Lineage: Eukaryota; Viridiplantae; Chlorophyta; Chlorophyceae; Chlamydomonadales; Chlamydomonadaceae. The record is from RefSeq and is a predicted model, not a curated record.